GCGAGUCUGCGAGGCAGAGCUGUUUCCUGUCUGAGUACAAAACGACUUCUUGAUUAAGUUUAUCGUCUUUUGAGAGCGUGUUUGUUUUCUUUUUUUUCUCAGCAAAAUUAAUGAAAACGUUGUUUUUUUUUUAAUUCGGUCGGUGAAAAGCCUGUGAACAGAAAUGCAAAUUGGGAAAUAAGUUCUUGCGCAUAUCAGAGUAAAACUGCAAAAUCUCACUGGAUUCUGAUAUGACCAAGAUGAUACGCUUCCAGCUCAUGUGCCAGAACUGCAAUGUGCAGUAUGAGAAAAUUAAGGACUUUAAGGCUCAUGUCCGGAAUUACAGACAUAAGCAGGAAGUGGCGAGACUUUUUCAGACAGCUGUACAUAAGGGACCAGUUUACUUUCCAAUGUUUGUUUUCCUGGAUUACAUGAGAAACCCAAACCAUGCUGAACCACUCGUUGGUUUCGACAUGAUGACCAUGUUUAUUACUCCUGAAAAAAUUGGUGCCCUUUACCUGUGCCACUUAUGUGAGGAGAAGUUAAACUCUGGAAAAGUUGUAUUGCAUCUGUGCUCUGAUAAGCAUUACUCAAGAUACUUGGCCUACACUAAUCCAGAGUUGCUGCGGUUUGCUUGGCUUAAUGACUCCUCUUAUCUGCAAUCCGGUGCUACAAACGAGUACAACACCAAUGGUUCUGGUAACCUACGGGUUUUCGAGCUGCCCGGGAUGAUGUUGAGGAGGUGUCAAAAACUGCCAUAUGAUCAAGUCAUGUCAGUGCUUUCCAAAACAGACAAGCUAAUGGAGCGUAUCCAAGCUGGUAUACCAUGGAGGAAAUGCAUUCAAGAGUACAUCACUGAUCCUGCCAGAACUAAUCCAUUAUUGGGCCUGAACCUACUGCUUGAGUACUCUUGUCCAAAGAAUGAGGGAUAUUGUGGGUAUCUCUGUAUUCUGUGCAAGACCAAUCUUUCAGCUACUCAAAGCAUCUCCCAUUGCAUCAGCUUUGAUCAUGUUUACUCGUAUCUGAAAGCUGCUCACCCAGCCACUUUAGACUCUCCCAAGAGCAGUUACAGUCAGUUCUCCUACAGUUUCCACAAGAAGGUUCUUUAUCUGGCAAAUCAAGCGCAGACUGUCUGCCCUCCGACGGAAAUACAGAGUGUACAUCUGGAUCUGGACUGCUUUAAACUUGUUAAGUCCUCAAGUUAUGCAAGUGCUCUGGAAAAGCUGCAGGUAAUAUGGAGAGAGAGAAACCAGAGUGAACUGAAUGUUAAUAUUACACCAGGAGAACGGAUCAUGUUUGUUCCAGAGGAUUCUAGGUCAUCUACUAGCACAGUGACUACAGAUAGCUCAGCAGAGCAACAAGAGGAGAAAACACAAACGGAAGGUCCUGUCACUCAAACUACAGAUGGUCCACCGUGCAAAAUUUUGUGUGUAGAAUGUGACAAGACAGUAAAGUUUAUAAAAGAUUACAAGCAGCAUAUUAAGGGAAAGCAACACAAACAGAAACUCAUUGAGCUGUUUGGACCAGGCCAGUACAGUGGAACCGUAUCUGAGAUUAAACUGUACCAGUUCAUAUGGAACCGCUAUGGCAAGACGUCGUUUACACCAAUUAUAGGCCUUCCAUUGCUCACUGUGUUUGUACAGAGGCAUAGUGUGGAUUUUAAAUCACCACCAUUCUACCUGUGCCAUGCGUGUGAGCUUAACAUCCCUGUCUCCUCCACGUCUAUCCACCUUACAUCCACAAUGCACUACCGCAAUGUCUUUGCAUACUCCAAACCAGACCUUGUUUUUCUUGAACACCGGGAUUUCACCCAGGUUGCACAAGAAGAACUGAGUCAGGGAAAGCAGAAGAUGGUCCUACAAGUGUGUGAGCUUCCAAGUCAGCAGUUUACAGAACUCAGGACCCUGGCAUAUGGAAAAUUCAUGGAAACAAUUGGGAAGAAAUCUCCAAAGCUGAGAAAAUGUGUUCAAGUUGAGAAGCGAGUGACACUGCAGUCAUACUCUAAAAGUUGUGAAAGGAAGUCUCCACUGCUUGGUCUGCAGUUCAUUGUGAAAUAUUCUACAACCCAGCAUUAUUACAGAUGUGGUUAUCUGUGCUUGCUGUGUGCAAAGAAGUUUUCAGAAAGGCACGUCAUUAUCCAUGUUUUGAGCUUUCCUCAUAUUUUCACCUAUCUUAAUAUGGCCCAUCCUGGUUCCUUGAACAAAGAGGAUGCUGAGCAGGUGGCUCUGAUCAUGGAUGUGGCACAGCAGGCAGAGAAAAUCACUCCUAAUAUGACUUUGCGGGAAGUGGACUUGAGCUUUGGAAAAUUUAUCGAAAUUGAAAAAAACUCCUUUAUGUCUGCUGUGGAUGUGCUACAAGUGGUUUUUAGAAAUAAAGGACUGGGAGAACUCAAACCUUCUGUUGUUCCUGGAGCAAGAUUAGUCUCCAGUUUUGAGACAAACAAGGAGAAUAACACUUCAAAGUGUGAAAAACAAGGGCAUACAUCAUCAGACACAGACAAAUUGAACGUAGAUGGUACACGCACCGAUACACCCAUGCCCAAAGUAGAAGAGAACAUGAAUUCAGAAUCUCCUGAUCUCCUACAUAAAGAACAUGAAGAGCUACGGAAAACCCCACAUAUAUCCAUAACACACAUACAGCCUGCUGAACUAUCAUUAGCCACAACACAUUCCAACUCGACAUCUUCACAGCCUCCAAUUACAUCCUUGCCCAAAGAGCAAUCUGAGCCCCUGAAAUUGGACCAGAAGUGUCUGAAUCAAGAAAGACUUCCUGACCACAACUCCACAGAGCAUGUUCCAACUGUAAAACAUCCUCAACCUCAAGACUUGUGUGUAUCUGAACAGCAGAGUGCAGAACUGGCACCAAAAAUUGCUAUGCAGGUGGAGGAUCUGCAGACUCCAGCACAGUUUCCAGCUUACUUCAACUCUGGGACCCCAGCAGUUCCUCAGACCCACUUGUCAACUUGUACUGACCUCCGGUACUACCUGAAGACACCCAACAGACAACCUGUAAUAGGUUUAAAAUCGGUGAUUGAAUGUUGCACCAUUGGUCAACAACCAUUCUACAUGUGCAUCACAUGUGCAGAAAGAUGUGCGGAGAGCUCCAUAAUAAAGCAUAUUUUAAGCCACAAUCACCGACUCCAAUAUCUGAAAUCUCUAGGCAUUGGUAUCGAGCAGGGCAACAAAAAGGCGAUGACUAAAUGGUUGCAAGCCCAAGCAGUAAUGGUAGAGAAUAUGGAAGGAUGUGGAGAGACAGAGACAAUAAAUUUGGAUGCUAAAAAUUACCAUGAAAUCUCCAGUGCAUGUAUCCUAUCUGCUUUGGGAACUCUAAGGGACUCUCUCCUCAAGCUGACAUCUGAGAUGAGUGUUGAAAGCCCAGAGGAAGCGUGCUCUGACAACUUCAAAAGUGAUGAGAGCCACGGACCUGAAGCAUUGAAAAGAGUAAAGGAAACUGAAGAAAAGGACAGUCCAUGUCCUCACCUAAAUGAAACUGUGAAGUCCACCAAGCCUGACACUGAGCCUGAAACUCCUAAGCAAAAUCCAGAUGAUCCUGCUCGAAGUUCACCGUAUUUAUGGUCUUACCUCACAAGCCCAACUCGCACAGAGCCAGUAAUCGGUUUGAGUAUGAUCACAGAAUAUCGUAAUUCCAAUGGCCAGAACUCCUUUCUCUGCUCCUGCUGCAAAAUAAUCCUUCCUACUACCGGUUACAUGGACCACCUGAUUAGCACUCACCAUCGCUUGAACUACAUUAAAAGUAAGCAUCCAGAGUUCAGCAUGAACACCAAUAAUACAGAGCUCCAAAAGAAAGCACAGCUUGUACAGGACAGAGAGGGCUGGGGAUGCCUCAAGGUGGUAGAAAAAGAAAAUAAGCAGCCUCAAAAAAAGACUAAGCAGCCAUCAGAAGAUGCUGAGAACUCUGGGCCAGAUGCCAAGGCCCAGAAACUGGAGUCAUCACAAACUGAAGGUGAUGCUGAGCCACAAGACCAUAACAGCCUUGAGCCAAAAACUACAAAACAGCAGAACAAGAAAAAAAAGAACCAACGCAAUGCUAUGAUUGGAUUGAAUUUUGUUACUUGUGUGCAUCAUGACAAAAAGAAGCUGUUCUUCUGUGAACUCUGCUCUGUCCGAGGUCAUUUCAAUCACAUGUCUAGUGUGACCCACAGGGAAACCUAUGUGAAACUUAAAUAUCCUGGUUGGACUGCAAGUGACAAAAACAAGGACAAGAAGCUGCAUAAGAUAGCUUUGCGCUUAUCACCGGUGGAGAGAAGCACUGGGAUGGGAAUGAAGAAACUGAAUGUCACUGCCAAAGUCUUCACAGCCUUACGUACUGCUCCUCUCAAUGAAGCCCUGAGUCAGCUAAAAUUGCUACAGACAAAGCCAGAAGAUGGAGUGGACCUGCAAACUCCUUCUUCCCAACCUGAACAUGGUACACGCAUCAGUUCUGGGGAUCACAUAUGUCCUGCUGCAGUUACCAACUCUUUGCAGCAGGAGAAAUCCCCCCUGCUGGAGAAUCGUUUAGUUCCAGAAGAAACUCCUAAUCCUCUAAAUACAGCCUACUCGUGCCACACCCCUCCUCUGAUUUCAUGCUGUCCUGUCUCAGUUCCUGUCUCAUUCAUUCCUCAUUCAUCCCCCUUUUCUACAACUUCUCCUAUGUCAUCCUCAAAAGAGCUUCCUGCUCCCUCCCACCACUCCAGCCACAUUUCUCCUCCACCACCACUCCAUUCUUUACCAUCUCCUGUCCAUAUUCCACCUCCUUUAUCCUCUCAACCUGUAAGUCAAAUUCAGUAUUUGUUUGUACCACAUCCCCUGUAUGAACCCAUAUCACCUCCAUCUGCAUCAGACUGCCAGGACGUAACCGAUGUUGCUCCUCCAUAUUCUUAUCCUGCACCUCCUGUGUAUGAACCCGAAUCACCUCAACCUGCAUCAGACUGCCAGGACAUAACCGAUGUUGCUCCUCCAUAUUCAUAUCCUGCACCUCCUGUGUAUGAACCCAUAUCACCUCAACCUGCAUCAGACUGCCAGGACAUAACCGAUGUUGCUCCUCCAUAUUCAUAUCCUGCACCUCCUGUGUAUGAACCCAUAUCACCUCAACCUGCAUCAGACUGCCAGGAUGUAACCGAUGUUGCUCCUCCAUAUUCAUCUACCCUUCCAACUCCUGUCAACCUUACUCAUCACAUGGAAUGUGAAGAACCUCCAAAUGUUGCAGGUCUUGUUCAUCCUGAAACAGGGCCAGGUGCCUCAACUUCAUAUGCAGAGUCCAAAGGCACUAGUGGAUCGAAGCUCACGUAUCGCCAGUCCAUCCUGAGAAAUGAAAGUGAACUUCGACAUGACACUAGACCAUCAAAAAAUUACUAUUUUCCAAACCUACCCACAGUGCUGGGACAGAGUCAUGCCUCCUGGUUUCUCCAUGUGAAGGGACUUCCUAACACAGUUCCAAUUAUAGGUCUGUCUAAUAUAUUGGAGUGCCGAGGUAUUUCACAGCCAACUUUUUUCCUGUGUCUAAACUGUGCUGAGAAUGUUAGCAACAAGAACUUUUGUGCCCAUAUGACCAGUGAACGGCACCAACACUUGUCCAUUAGCACCCAGUAUCAUGAGCUAUUUCAGCAGUGGCAGACCAUUCAUCAGAUGACCGUUCGUGACUUGGCUGAGAAACUGGUAUUGGCAGAGAAGGGGUUAGAUGCUAAGGUCAUCAAGCUGAACCAAAACCAGCACGAGUCUCUGCGUUCUGCAGACUUCCAUGAAGCAAUUGAAAUACUACAGAGGAUGUUUGGACCAUGUUUGGAUGAGAGCUCCCAGCCAUCAUGCCUUGCAGGCCAGAAUCAGAGAAGCAAUGAAAUGGUGAGGUCACUACCAGAGUCUGUGGAAGCUGAAAAAGAAAGAGAUCAUACGUCACAACAAAGCCAUGACAAAACAACACAAAUUCAGGAACUUCACAGUAAUCAAGUACCACUCAAAGAUUGUUUUCCAGAAUUUGAUAGUGUGCAGAAAAAGCUUGGUAAAAGCAGUACAGCAUGCACCAGCACACAUAAUCAGCUGCUGCAGAGUCAAAGCUCUCCAGAAGCCUUGCCAGAGAGUGAGGCUCAAACACCACAGCCCCAGCAUCAGUCUGUGGUACACACAGAUCUGACAGCUGAGUCUGACAGGAGUUCACUCCACUCUCAUAAGCCAAUCACUAAAAGAACAAUGGAGAACCCUGCUGUAGACGGUCCAAAUGUAACUGCCUUAGAAACUCCAGAGUCAGCCACAGAAGGUUUAAGAGAAAGAAGGCCAGCUCACACAUCUCCUCAUACACCCACAAUCAGACAGGAGCAAACUGGUCAUGAGGAAGUUUACUGUGGGGUCAAUAUCUCUCCCACUUUGGAAGCAAAAAGUUCUAAAGAACCUACAGGGAAUUCCCUCAAGCACAGUGACUUGAAGUGUAUAAACAAAACUAGAACAGAGGCAGAUGCUGUGGUUGGUCUGCCGGCAGUGAUUGAGUGCAGAAGUGAGGGUCGGUCUUCACUGUACUUAUGUGUCUCCUGCUCCAGCAAACUCGAUCAUGACCUCAUCAACAACCACCUGAUAAAGUCUGGCCACAGAUAUAGUUACCUGAAAAAACGUUACCCCUCUUUGUUUGAGGACUGGUCUGAUUCCGAUAGUAGAUCUGAGAGGUCCAUGAGGCUCAUGAGGCUUGCUCACAGAGUGGAGAUGACCAAUGAGGAUGAGCCUGGUGAGCUACAGGUGAUGAACCUGAACUGUGAUGACUUAAAGGAAAUAAAAGGCAUUCCAUUUGAUAAAGCCAUCAUACAUUUGCAGAAAAUCAGAAAAGAGCAGAACCUUUGUGCACUCAAAACUUGCAUUUCUCCCAAGAUGGCAAAACGUUUGAUAAAACAGGAGAGGAUUGAAACAGACGUGACAACCCAAUAUUCACUACAGCUACCUAAGUUGAUUUCACAGGGACCGAGGAGAUCUGUUAAGCGCAGGGCUGUUGAACAAGAUUUACCUCAUGGGUCGUUUUCAGGGAAAGAACAAUGCUCUGAUGUCCCAUCCAGUCAUACGAAACAGUCUCCUGCUGUAGGGAAUAACCAAGAACCGUCAGAUCUCCCAGUAAAGCGAAACAAGAUCUCGGGCAACGAUUUAGACAGUGUUACACAGCUCCAGAAGGAGUCUUCUAUUUUGACUACAGCCAAUCCAAUUAAAUCAUUACAUUGUGCACCAGCCACAGUUCUAAAGACUUCUAGAAGUUCUCCCAUAGACUUAGACCCCAGUUCUCAGGCUUGUAAGAGAACUACUUCCAUGGAUGAAACUGUGCUUCAAAACAGUAUAAAGCAAGAAUCUUCAUCAUCCAUUUUCGAACCUCAGCAAAUGGACUCCUGUCCCAGCACUAGUACCAUUACUGCUCUCUCUCCCAUGAAGGGUCAAGAAAUUGCUCGACUGUCUGAAAAAAGACCUUUGGGGAAAAAGAGCUUAAGUGAGAAUGUCUGGAAUUAUGAAAACCGACAGUUUAGCACCGAAACACCCAGUAUGACUAAUACGAACCCAGUAGCUGACUAUUCUACCAAGUCUGCGGCUAUGAAGCAGCAAAGCUUCAUGUAUUCACCGCACAAUUACAAUGAAGAGCUCAAUCCUCACUAUAACUGGAAAAUUCCUGAUACAAUUCUGGACCCCAAUCUGACUCCUAAUGCUAAUGCAAAUGUGUACCUUUCAAUGGUCUCUAGAUACGCCACAACAGCCUCUGUCACUAGUCAAAUGUCACCUGAAUAUGCAGUGUCUCAUCAAUAUCCCAUGUAUAUGCAUCCGGAUUACCCUUCAGUUAUUGCUGUAUCUAAUACUGUGGCACCUGAUUAUUUAGUGCCAGUAGAUGAAAGGACCAUGAAUUAUGAAGCAGCUGCCCCAGGUGUUUCUACAAAUGGUACAUACUUCCUGAAUGCAAACUCCGCUCCCACACCGCAUACAGUUUAUCAGUCUCAACAGGUGUACCAGCCGAUUCAUUCCAGGUCAUUCCAGGACCCAGAGACAUAUCACGCCUACUAUGCUUGCUGUACUUACAAUCAGGGACUUCACACUGAUCAAACGGCAGCAGACAGUGAAAAUGUCACUUCUACACCUGCAUUUGAACAUGGUGUUUACCCACUGGCAGGCUGGCCACAAAAAAAGAACUGAAUAAGAAACUGCCAAAGGACUUCACAGAUGUUGCUGAAAACCAAAGUGAAUAGCCAAAACAAUAAGCAUUAACCUUUUAUUUAAAAAAUGACCUGCUCUUUUCAGUUCUAAGUCAUUUACAUAGGGUCUUAUAUUUCUGUUCUAUACAUUACUCUGAAUAACUGUGUCAUGGCCGGCUGUUACAAUUCCAUGGAAUAUUAAUGAUGCAUGUGAGAUGUUUUGUAAAAUUUACUAUAAUGGUAUUUAUUGGCCACAUAGGCCUUUCCCUUGUUUUAUAAGAGAUAAGACUGCUUUGAUUUUUUUUUUUUUAUUUAAAUAGUUUUACCCAGACACUUUUGAAUGUAUAUUAUUUUGAAAGGGAAUACAUGUUUGGAGAUUUGAAUGUUUUUGUGAAACUUGAGGUUGUUUUUUUUUGUUUGUUUUUUUUCUAUUGUGCUGUUGUAUUUUUGCUGAUAUGUUUUGUUAAAUAAAAUCUCAGAAAUGUU
This is a messenger RNA of Ictalurus furcatus (blue catfish), 8605 nucleotides long. RefSeq lists its product as uncharacterized. The transcript has 68 exons. Lineage: Eukaryota; Metazoa; Chordata; Actinopteri; Siluriformes; Ictaluridae. The record is from RefSeq and is a predicted model, not a curated record. Gene Ontology annotation, molecular function: zinc ion binding; nucleic acid binding. Bases 231 to 8120 code for a protein of 2629 amino acids.